Molecule: messenger RNA, 1527 nt
Organism: Anoplopoma fimbria (sablefish)
Lineage: Eukaryota; Metazoa; Chordata; Actinopteri; Perciformes; Anoplopomatidae
Gene: gpr78a
Product: G protein-coupled receptor 78a
Biological process (GO): adenylate cyclase-activating G protein-coupled receptor signaling pathway
Cellular component (GO): membrane
Molecular function (GO): G protein-coupled receptor activity
Source: RefSeq, a predicted model, not a curated record
AUGAGCAUCCCGGAGUUCCUACUGGAAGUGUCCAUCGUGGUGAUAGCUGUUGUCUCGUUGUUGACAAACCUGUCGGUGCUGCUAUGUUUAGCCCAGAGCGCAGAGUUGAGAUCCCAUGUGCCAGGCAUCUUCAUCCUCAACCUGUCCUCCUCCAACCUCCUCCUCGCCCUCAUCAACAUGCCGGCCACUUUUGUCGGAGUGGCCGAGAGCGCAAAGCCCCUCGGGGACUUGUUCUGCCAAGCUGUCGGUUUUGCUGAGACUUUUCUCACCGCCAAUGCCAUGUUGAGCAUGGCCGCGCUGGGUCUGGACAGGUGGGUCGCCGUGGUGUUCCCCCUGAGUUACUCCAGCAAGAUGCGCUAUAGGGACGCUCUUCUGAUCGUGGCGUACUCCUGGCUGCACUCUCUCGCCUUCUCUCUGACCCAGCUGCUCAUGGACUGGGGAGGUUAUAGCCACACGUACGCGUCGUGCACCCUUCACCUGGACGGGGAGAGGAGGUCGCAGCUGGCCGCCUAUGCCACCUUUACGGCGCUGUUCCACUUCAGCAGCUUUGCGCUCUGCCUCCUCGUCCUGUGCUUCGCCUACCUGAAGGUUUUGAGGGUGGCCAGGUCCCACUGCAAGAGGAUAGAUGUCAUUACAGUGCAGGCUCUGCUCCUGCUGGUUGAUAUCCACCCCAGUGUGAAGGAGAGGUGUCUAGCUGAGCAGAAGAAGAGGAGGCAGCGCGCCAUAAAAAAAUUAGCAUCUUCAUCGGCACAUUCAUCCCUGCUUUUCACAUUCAUCCUCUGCUUUUCACCCUAUGUUAUAACAAGGUUGGUGGAGUUGUUGCCCUCUGUGCACAUCCCCCGCUACUGGGGCAUAACCGCCAAAUGUCUGUACUAUGCCAAAACCUCCAGCGACCCGUUUGUCUACUGUCUGCUGCGGCAGCAGUACAGGAAGGUCCUGGUUGGGAUCAUCAGCCGGGUUCUGGGAGAGAAUCACUACACGCUAUCAGUCCACAGUGCAAGCAGCACGCUGGACACCAGAAUCACCUGAGCUUGAUGUGGAAGAAUUUUAAUUAUUCAACACCUGCAUCUGUCCUGCAGAGGUCAGGGUCACGGAAAAGCAGCAGCCCUGGAAGGGAGUCGGGGCCUUGCUCAAGGACAUGUAUGCAGGAUUUAUACUCAAUGAGAGCAUACUGGCCUCUGAUGCUGAAGGCCUCUUCAGCCUCUACAGACUGCUGUUCCACAGGGAAGUCAGUUUGCCUGCUGCUUAGACAUUGCCGUGAGACUGUGCUGCAAGAACACACCACAUGAAGCCCACAACACUAUGUUCACUGCUGUAAUCAUUGCAAAGACGCCCUCAAUUUGUUGGGAAGUAGUCUUCAUGUCUUGUUGAAAGAACUUGAAGAAAUAUUCAUUCUGAUUACUGUGUUGAAGUCAAUACUAAAGUUUUUGCUAAUAAGGGACUUAUGUAACAUGUGAAGUGUAAAAAGAAGUGUGAGGAUGUUAUAUCACUGCAUAAAACACAGAUUGAAGAAUAAACUCCACUGAC